AUGCUGUCACGAACAGCGCGACACCUAACGCCCCUCCGCACCUUCACAGCGCGACAAGCCUCCUCAGCGCAGUCAACCCAACUGCGACAGACAUGGGCGCGCUUCUCGUCGUCGCAAAGCUCCUCCCCUCAGGAGCCCUCUCCCAAUUCACAAUUCUACAAGACCUUCGGCCGGCCCAUAGCCAAGGUGUUUCUACUAGCCAUCUUCACGUACCAACUGGCGUACUACUUUUGGGUGCGGUUAGAGCACGAUGAAAUCAAGAGCGAGAUGCGGGCGACCAUUACCGACCUCGAAGCGAGGAUAGAACAGCUUGAAAAGGCGCGAAAGAUUUAG
Annulohypoxylon truncatum is the source of this 333-nucleotide messenger RNA. RefSeq lists its product as uncharacterized. The record is from RefSeq and is a predicted model, not a curated record. Lineage: Eukaryota; Fungi; Ascomycota; Sordariomycetes; Xylariales; Hypoxylaceae. The transcript is spliced from 2 exons. Bases 1 to 333 code for a protein of 110 amino acids.